Symbiodinium necroappetens is the source of this 1302-nucleotide messenger RNA. The record is from the annotation of a GenBank genome assembly. NCBI's taxonomy places the organism in Eukaryota, Dinophyceae, Suessiales, Symbiodiniaceae.
AUGCCGUUGGUUGCACCAGUGAAUGGUGUGACUGGGCGCUCCUUCCGGCGCCUCGUGACGCAGGUGACUGGGGAGAGCGAGCCGUUACUUCUGAUGAGGUCCUACGAAGGCAUGCUGGGCUCGAUCCGAAAAGGCCUCUUUCUUCCUGAUGCCACGAGGGAAGGCCACCGCCUCGAGUCAAGAUCAUUGGAGUUUGGUUCGGCCGGGAAUUCAAGCCCAUUGACUGAUGGGGGCUCCGGGCCAGUGAGGGCCGAGGUCCCUCCUCCUGAGGAGUCUGAUUCGGAAGGCAAGUACUACCAAGCAGCUGCACUCACUCCUGAAGCAGCUGCCGAGGAGUUUCUGUCGUCGCUGCCCGGGGAUUUUGAAGAGGCCCCUAAUGAUUUUUCAGGCCAUCCGAGCGAGGUGGCUCCGGGCUCGUCUUCAUCGUCGUCCAGUGAGUCGAGCACAUCAGGAAGUGAGGACGGGCCUGAUUGGAGCGAUGCGUUCCAAGGUGAGACGUUCACUUGUGGGCGCAAGAGGACGCCUGAUUAUUCCAAGGACGAAGUCGACCACCUGAUCGGCCAACAUGUGGAUACUUUGUCAAAGUUGGCUUUCGUCUUAGUCCCCCCAGGUCGGGUGCCAGAGGAGGAUGCUGUGGUUGCCCUCCUGCCUUCAGGAGCUACUCAAGGGGCCGUCGCAGGCCUCAAGCGUUUGCUCUUCGAGGCGCAUACGUUGGUGGUGUCAACGUUAAAGCAGCGAGUUGAAAAGACGGACGAUGUUGUCCCAGCGUCUCUGGACAGUGCUGAGAGGGAUGAUCGCUUGGCUAGCCAGAAGGCGCGACUUGGGGGCCUCACAUUUCAAGGUGAGGAAGAAGUGGCUCAUGGAGCCUGUGAUCUUGUUUUUGCCAUGGCCCAGAAGAAUGAGCUUGUGGCCCUUGCUUUCGACCUAGUAGGGAUCCUCAGCUACGACGUGGCAAACCGUUACCAUCAGGCUUUGAUUCAGCGCCUGCAAGAAGCCCCGCCGCCGGGGUAUUCCAAGGUGUCCACAGCUCAGGUUCUCCGUGCUGACCGAGCUGCGUUUCUCAAGAUCGCUGAGAACAUCACGUCCCUGCGUCGGAGUGGGACCGGUGUGUUGCCGUUGGACGCGCAGCUGCCAACCAUUUUGCUUGAUCCGAGUGUUACUUAUCACCUUCUUCCUUUGCCGGCAGGUGCGUCUUCAUCAGGGCAAGGCAGGGAUGAUGACAAGCCAGAUCGGCCUCCGAAGCGUCCUCAUGAUCCGCGUCGCCGCCCUCCGAAGAAGGGUGCCAAACGAACCAACUUUUCU